AGUACCCCUCGCCCCUCGCCGGGAAGAACGCAGUGACUCCAGCAGCCCUGUCGGCUCUUUGGGCCCAAGGGGCGGGCGCGGCAGCCAUUGGCGGAGGCCGCUGCCUCCGGCUGUCAAUCCCGCGGCCCGGCCCCGCCCCACCGGCGGAGCGUGGCAGGACGCAGGGCCGCGGGGGCUGUCGGGACGGCUCCAAGAUGGCCGCGCGCUUGGGGUCCGCACCUGCUGGCAGCCCCGAGCCCCGUUCACUGCCACCGCUGCUGACCAGAGCCGCCGGUGGGCCCGGCGACUCCGGGGGCUGACCCCGCGGGGCGGGAGGCCGCCAUGGCGACCCUGGAAAAGCUGGCGAAGGCCUUCGAGUCCCUCAAGUCCUUCCAGCGGCCGCCACCGCCGCCGCCGCUGCCUCAGCCGUCACCGCAACCGCCGCCGCCUCAGCCCUCUCAGCCGGACCCGCGGCCUCAACCGCCACAGCCGCCCGCCCAGCCCCCUCAGCCGGCACCGCAGCCGACGCCGCCUCAGCCGGUACCGCCGCCGCCGCAGCCCUCUCAGCCGGUACCGCCGCCUCAGCCCCUUCAGCCGGUACCGCCGCCGCCUCAGCCCCCUCAGCCGGUAACGCCGCCUCAGCCGGUACCGCAGCCGCCUCAGCCCUCUCAGCCGGUACCGCCGCUUCAGCCGGUACCGCCGCCGCCUCAGCCGUCUCAGCCGCCGCCGCCGCCUCAGCCGGUACCGCCGCCGCCUCAGCCCCUUCAGCCGGCACCGCAGCCGCCGCAGCCUCAGCCCUCUCAGCCGGUACCGCCGCCUCAGCCCCUUCAGCCGGCACCGCAGCCGCCGCAGCCUCAGCCCUCUCAGCCGGUACCGCUGCCUCAGCCGGUACUGCCGCCACCUCAGCCGUCUCAGCCGCCGCCGCCUCAGCCGGUACCGCAGCCGCCGCAGCCCCCUCAGCCGGCACCGCAGCCGACGCCGCCUCAGCCGGUACCGCCGCCGCCGCAGCCCCCUCAGGCGGUAUCGCCGCCGCCUCAGCCCCCUCAGCCGGCACCGCACCCUCAACCGCCACCGCCGCCCGCCCAGCCGUGGGUCAGGAGCCGCUGCACAGACGGAAGGUUAAAAUAACAUCAAGAAAAUCACAAGCAUUUACGAUGUAAUCAGAACUACCUGAGGAUCUGUGAAACUUGGUGUGUUAUUCUGGGAGAUCAUCAGGACUUCUGGGUAUUUGGAGGUAUUGACCUAACCAGUGAAACUGCUGAUUUAUUAGAAGUUGUCCAGAAUUUUGGAAAACUGAUUAGUAGAGGCUGGAGACCGAGAAGAACUACCAUUUUUGCCGGCUGGGAUGAAGAAAAAAUCGGACUUCUGGGUUCCACAAAUGGGCUGAGCUCUGUCAUAAUGGAAACUCUGCAGCAGAAUCAGCUGUCAUCUAUCCCGUGUGGCCAAGUGCAGAGGAGAAUGUGAAAACACUCCAGGAGAGAGAGGUUGCAUAUAUCAAUGCAGACUCAUACACAGAAGGCAAUUAUACUCUCAGAGUUGACUGUAUACCCCUUCUUUUCCAGUUGGUAUAUAAACUGACAAAAGAGUGGAGGAAUCAGACAUCAUUCAUCUGGAGAAAUGCUGUUGGUUGCUGAGGGCUCAAUCCCGAACUGGAUGAUUUGAUUUAGAGACAUUUGGCCCAUUGGCUUCACCACCAAUUUGUCCAUCUCUGAGUGAAGAUGGGAAUCCUUCUAUUUUCUACAAAUGUUCUUUGGUAAACACGUGAGCCUUGUUCCACCUUUGGAGCCUUGUGUUUAUUUAACGCUUUUGGUGAAAAUCAUGACAGCCACAUAGAUUUUAAGGAGAUAUCCUGUGGGUUAUCAGCUUGUUGCAGAGGACCUCUGGCUGAAAGACAGAAAUUUUGCUUCAAGGUAUUUGAUGUUGAUGGUGACGGAGUUCUUUCUAGGGUUGAACUGAGAGACACGUGGUUGCACAUUUAGAGGUCUGGAAGGACAACCGAUGAUAUCCUGGAAUUACAUUUGGAUGUAUCCAACAUUGUAAAAGACCCAUAGAAUGCGCAUGAUACCACAAAGAGUGGCCAUCUUAACUCUAGAAGAAUAUCAGAUUUGGAGUGUGAAAAAUGUUCUUGCCAAUGAGUUUUUGAAUCUACUUUUCCAGGCUGUCUGCUGCAUGAGAAUGGGGACCUGCCUGCUUCACUCCCUGCUGUGCCCGGUAUCUGGAACCCGCCCAGCACACAGUAGGACCUCAGCGAAUGUGUGACGGGUGUGUGAUCACUGUAGGCCAAAGACAAAGUUCUUCCCAGCAGUGAUGACGUCCAGAAUCUUGGACCCGUUCUUGGAGGAGUGAACUGAGAAAUUCCUCAAGUUCACGUUGACCCUCCACAGUUUUCUGCCAGUAUCAGUGCCGCUCAAUAUGUCUCAUGAAUAUCUUCCGAGCCUAGUAUUCUGUACAGAAGUCUCCAUGCCUGUAGUUUCCAUUGCAGCAGAACAACACACAUCAAUGUGUUCGCAUCUCCCCUCAAUCCGUGAAUCCAGCUUUUCUGCCAACUUCUCUUCGUGUCUCCCUUAAAGUUGACUUCUACAGGACUGGGCAUGUGUCAAACUAACUCGGAGUCUCACCAGUAAGCUGAGGACAGGAAGAACUUCCACUUUCUGACCUUUCAGGUUCUGGAAACUGACCCGUGAACUCAGGCCGUUGGGCAGCAGCAGUAUCUGGGUCUUACACAGCUUCCCGAACAAGAGACAUAACCCAAGCUUCAGCGAGGGCGGCAGCCCCUCCGUGACACUGAUCCACCCACAGUGUUCUGCCCAGUUACCUUGGAUCCACCAGCCACAACAAGCCACGCGGGACACACCAGCAUUCCACCUGGAAUUCAACUGGUAACUGCCAUCCCCAAUGGUUGCUGCAUCUUGUCAGUGUUCAGGGAGGGGCUGCAUCAGACCAGAGUUCCCUAAGUCUACUGGAAGUGUUCAAGAAGGACUGUAUGAGUUCUCUGUAUGUUUGAUCGAAUUCCUCAGUGAAGCCUUCUGGUCGUGGACUUUUGUUUCUAGAACAUUGUAAAGCUGAUAGAAAGAAAACAAGCAGGAGGGAAUACUCCCAAACUCACUCUGUGAAGCCACCAUCAGUCUGAUACCAAAAACAGGCAAAGACACCACCAAGAAAGAGAAUUAAAGACCAAUAUCACAGAAGAACAUAGAUGCAAAAAAAUCCUCAAGGAAAUACUACCAAAUAGAAUGCAACAGCACAUAAAAAAAGACCAUACAUUAUGAUCAAGUUGGGUUCAUCCCAGGGACACAAGUGUGGUUCAACACAUACAAAUCAAUGUAAUAAUUCACAACAACAAGAGAAAGGACUAAAACCACAUCAUAAUCUCAAUAGAUGCAGAAAACACACUUAAUAAAAUUCAACGGAGAACUAUAAAACAUUGAUGAAGGAAAUUAAAGAAGUUUCUAAAAAAUGGAAAGAUACCCCAUGCUCCUGGAUUGGAAGAAUCAAUAUUGUUGAAAUGGUCAUACUGCCCAAAGCAAUCUGCAGAUUUAAUGUGAUCUCUAUCAGAUUACACAGGACUUUUUUUUUUUUAUAGAAUUUGAACAAAUAAUCUUAAAUUUAUAUGGAACCACAAAAGACCCAGAAUUGCCAAAGCAAUAAUGAAGAAAAAGAAUGAAGCUGGAGAAAUAACCCUCCCAGACUUCAGACAACACUACAGAACUACAGUCAUCAGAACAGAAUGUUAUUGACAUAAACACAGGCUUAUGGAUCAAUGGAACAGACUAGAAAGCCCAAAAAUAAACCCACAGGCCUGCAGUCAAUUAGUCUUUGACAAAGAUAGGCAAGAAAAUACAGUGAUUAAAGACAGUCUCUUCAGCAAAUGGUGUUGGGAACACCGGACAGCAGCAUGUAAAUCAAUGAAGUUAGAACAACUCCCACACGCCAUACACAAAAAUAAACUCAAAAUGGCUUAAAGAAUUAAAUAUAAGGCAAGACACUGUAAAUCUCCUAGAAGAAAACAUAGGCAAAACAUUCUCUGACAUAAAUCUUAGCAAUGUCCUCGUAGGGCAGUCCACCCAAGCAAUAGAACACCUAGACACCUGUUCAUUCCACGAUUCCACAGUGUUCAAAACAGUAAUUCACUUGUGCAGCUGGGUAAUAAGCCACAGCUGCCAGCUGCCAGACCACUGGGCUUUUCUAGAUUUCUUGUAAUGUCAAAGAAAUCCAGAAAAGUCAUUUGCUAUUUGAAGAAAUCUUUGGUAUCUCAUUUUACAGUUAAAAUUUUUUAUUCCAUUUUUCUAAAAUUCAAAACUUCUGAUUAUAUUAAUGCAUAGUCAUACAGACACACUUGUCAGGUGUACACACUACACUUUUUUCUUAUCAUUAUAAACAAAGUUCAAUUAAUCAAGAAGUUACAAUGAAUUACAAAUUAUGUCCUAGGACAUGAAGCAGAUACAAAACAUGUGAAAAAGAGCAAUCUUUAUGAUAGUUUGGAAUCUAGCUGGAGACAUAAGUACUAUGUUGUGCCAUCAAUUACUUGGUUUUGUGUUAUAUUCCAGAUAUAUAAAGGAAGUACCAAGAGAAGAAAUCUUGUGUGACUUGAAACAUGACAUAGCUUUGCACCUGAAGGACACUCAGUAAAUACUAAAUGAGGGAACAAAUGAAUUAACAAGAAAAACCAGCAUAGCUGUGCAGAUACAUAGGCUUGAGCAGGGUUUUCAACAACCAGCAACACAAAAUCUGCUCCUCGCCAAAGAAAAGCCCUCAAGUCUAAAUACACACCUGAAAUAUUUCAUUGAGUCUAAAGGCAUAUAUCUGUUUUCAUGUCUCAGCUUGUCAGAAAUUGAUGAGAUGCCAUAAUUUAAAGAGUAGCAUUUUUUCUUUCUAAUAGUUAAAAUAAAUGUGUAUCUCAAGCAUCUUAAAUUUGAUCAAACAUAUUGAUUGACUCUAAACAAAUGUUAUUGUAUGUAAUAUGAUUUCAAAAUUAAUCACUUAAUACAUGUAAAUUUAUAUACCUUAUUAUAACUUUUAUUAUACAUAACAGCUCAAAAACUUAACGAAAGCCAAUGAAAAAUUGUGAUGUCAAAUCCUGUGAGCUCUAAUUCUUAAAGUUUCAAAACAUAAAACAACAAAAUUAUAACCACUACAAACUCAUACAGCAUAUCUUAAAAUCUAGAGCAUGCAGAAUCUGCAAUGUUACUGUAAACGGUGCUGUGAGGUAAAUAACUGCAGAUACUGUAAACAAACCUGUUAUAGAAAUACGGAAGAUAUUCUUCCCAUUUUACACUAAAAGGUGGAAAGCUGGGGAAAAGAAAAUAAUUUUUGUUGCUAUAAUUUUAUCUAUAAAUAAAAGAAUAAAAUACUAACCAUCUUAACAUGUAGAAGUUUUACUGAAAAAGAAAUAGAAAGGUGUUAACUUCAUAUUAAUGAAUUUCAUAUUCAUUUAUAAAUUACUCUAAAGGAAAACUCACACUAUCAACAUAAUGCAGUAACAUAAAACAAGCAACCUGCUAUAUUUUAUUUUGACUGGGGGAGAUGCCAUUUUUUUUUAAAAAGGAAGCAAUGAAUUUGCCAAUGUCUGACUAUUAUCAGGCAGCUAGGGAAACAUUUUAUAGUCUACUGGAAAAGUGCAAACAGGCAUGAAUUAAACUGCUGACACAACCUUAGUACAGCAUCCUAGUCUAAUUAGUAUAGGAAGUUACGUCAAGGAAAGAGCUUCCCUUCCAAUUUUUUUUUUAAUCAUUAUCAGCCUCAAUAUCUGAAUAGAAAAGGAUAUGAACUAGUGAAACAUUAAUCAAUUAAGGGAAGAAUAAACCUUAAAUUUGUAGGAGAAUCUGCAUUUAUCUAUGCACCUACAGGUAUGUAUGUCUGUAUAGGAAUUUCUCAUAAGAAUUACAUAGUGAAUCUGACUUUUGCUAUGUACAGGGGUAACUAGUCACUUAGUAUUUUUAGCCUUAAGAUUCAUCACUAGAAAAUGAAAUAGCACUUGUUGAGUUUCUGCAAUAUGCCAAUCACUGUGCUAGAUGUUUUAUGUAAAUUAUCUCAAUCUCCAAAAGAAUCCUACCAGAUAAUUAGAAUUUACUUCACAUAACCAAAACUCAGUCACCUAAAUUUGAUUCUAUUGGCCAAGUCAGCCAAACUCCAAAGCCCUUUUCCUUUACUACAUGGUACUAUGUAUAUAUAAACAUGAAUGUGCACAAAUACAUUCCACUACAUGAAUCAUGACAUAGCAAUGGGACAGCUAGAGACUACUGUCUAAUUUUUUCUACAUAACACACUUCUGCAGGGAGAAUUAGUUCAAUCAUUCAUCAUUAAGUGAUGAGGUCAGUAUAAUGUGAGUCACAUUGGUCCAGAAAGAAUUAUUUCCAGCAGAGUAAUGUUUUAAACCCGUGAGGGAAGAGCUUUCUCACAGAGUCUUAGCAAUAUAUGAUGACCUUAAGGAAAACACAUGACCAUCCUGUGGAAGAGGGUGGACAGAGGCCAGUUAAUGGCUUCAAGAACUGCUAGGAUUUCUACAAUGUUAUACUAUCUGGCUGAGCUGUGAAUACAAAUAAGCCAUGAAAAUAUUUUCACAUGUUUACUUAAAAGAAAAAUAAGAGGGGAGUAUCUAAAGAAGAAAGUCUACAUCCUGGAUCAGAAUUUUUAAUUUUGACAAUUUAUCUUUAACAGAAUUGAAUGCCCUCAUGGAACUACAUUUCAAAGAAGACUAACUGAUAUUGGGUGCAAAUGUUCAGCUAUACUAGAAUUUUAUGAGAACUGUUACCAGUUUUGCUAGUACAGAGAUUACAAGGCUGCAGAGUUCUGAGUUGCUUGUCAAUAUUUUUAGGGUAUAAUUUUGCAGAACAUUAAUUUUUUUUCCAGAGACACAUAUAUUGCUUUACAAGAGAACUGCCUGUAUUAUGGUAUUGAAGAAAACCUAGUUUCACCACCAGCUUUAUUCAGACCUAGUCUAAGUUCUUCAGUAUUUGCUGUUACAGAGUAAAACCAAUCUACACUGAGAGGUUAAAUAAACUUUAUUGCUGCUAAACACUUAAGAAUUACUUUGUCAAACCAAAUCAUUGCCCAUUUUUAUUUUUACUUUAAGAAAUAAAAAGAGUUGGAGUGAAAUAUUUGAAAUAAAAAUAGAAGAUAACGUUUUAAAAUACAGAUUAUAUUAACAGAAGUAGAAUAUAUGAUCUCAAAAUUAUGCUAAAUUAAAUGUAAAUUCUAAUAUAUACUAUGUAUUAAAAAUAUUUGAGUCAGUUAAAAAAAAUUUUAAUUCCACAAGGAAGAUGACAUUCAUUACAAUAAUAAUAUAGGGUUUUUUCCUUAGAAUUAGUCUACAGACAGUAUACUUGAGAUUAUUUUCCUUAUGAAAAUGUCAAAUUAUUAAGGAGAAAACAAUAUUUACCAAUACUGGUCACAGAAAAUACACAUUACUAAGUUGGCUUCUUCAUUUAAAUCUCUCUCUGUAACGUGUCUAAGACAUCACUAAUACUUUAAGAAUGUCAAACCCUAAUCAAAUUUUAACUCUGGUAAAGUAAGUUACUAAAAGUUAUCAAUAUUGAAAGUUAUUAAAUUUCCACUGUGAUAAACAAAAUAAGAAUCAAAAUUGAACAGUCCUACAUAAAAUAAAAUGUUUAUUUAACAACUAGAGCUUACACUGCUCAGUAAGUGUUUUACUCUCCUCAUCGAGAUAAUUGAAGAUUUCAGAGCUAGGCUUCUGUCAAUUUGCUACCUCUCAAUCUAGAAGGCUUUUGUUUCUUGAUUCCUCUUUCCUUCCUUCCUGUCUGUGAAGAAAAGGGUGAUCCCUAUCAUUCCCAAGACUGAUAUCAGUCCUUUUGAUUUUGUCUACCCCAUAUCUCCUCCAGAAACUUGUUCUUUUAAUCAUCUCCCUCCUGCUUAAAAGUUCAAUUGCUUUAAUCUCAUUUGUCUCUCUUUCCAUGAACAUUAUUCUUCCUAAGUUUAAGAGAUAAUGUUGUUCCAUGAAACUUGCCUGUGUUUUGUGUAUUCAGAUACCCUGCUGUAAAAUGUACCUCUUACUAUGACUCACAGUUAAAAAAAAUAAAGCUUGAAAGUUACUAAACUAA
Camelus dromedarius (Arabian camel) is the source of this 8036-nucleotide messenger RNA. RefSeq lists its product as uncharacterized. Bases 322 to 1107 code for a protein of 261 amino acids. Lineage: Eukaryota; Metazoa; Chordata; Mammalia; Artiodactyla; Camelidae. The record is from RefSeq and is a predicted model, not a curated record. The transcript has 16 exons.